This is a messenger RNA of Branchiostoma floridae (Florida lancelet), 1678 nucleotides long. Its product is annotated as kin of IRRE-like protein 3. Gene Ontology annotation, molecular function: cell adhesion molecule binding. NCBI's taxonomy places the organism in Eukaryota, Metazoa, Chordata, Leptocardii, Amphioxiformes, Branchiostomatidae. Bases 170 to 1678 code for a protein of 502 amino acids. The transcript is spliced from 11 exons. Gene Ontology annotation, cellular component: cell-cell junction. Gene Ontology annotation, biological process: cell-cell adhesion. The record is from RefSeq and is a predicted model, not a curated record.
UUAUCGAGUGAGACCACAGCCAGCUGCAGUUCUGCAUGGCCAGACAGUUGUCCUGAGAUGUGCCUUUGACCAACUCGCUGAGGAAGACGAUGUCAUAUGGGAUGGACCUGAUUUCAAAGUGAUAUCGUACGGCAGUAAAGUGUUACGGGUUUAUAACCGACAUCACAUAAUGGGAGACGCUGCAAGGGGAGAAUUCAACCUGGAGAUCAGGCAGGCACAACUGGAGGAUGACGGGAAAUACAGCUGCUACACAGACCCCAAAGCAGCAGCAAGCGCCCUCCUGACAGUCGUUGUUCCGAUGCCGACGCCUCCAACUAUAACGGGCGGGGAGCUGAUGGUCACGGCAGGUGAACAGCUGUCCCUCACCUGCCGAGCGUCAGGUGGGCAUCCUGCAGCUCGGCUUACCUGGCUGAAUGGGACGCGUUCGUUAAGCACUGCCAGUGUCUCCGCGGCCAUGGAAGAAGACCAAACCCUGGAACUGUUUCUCCCCCGUCUGACGAAAUGGGACAACGGCGCCAACUUUACCUGCCUGGCCGACCAGGGAUUCCCCCAACUCGCCAAUCCGAAAGCCACGUCUAGGAUUUUAAGAGUCAAAUACCCCCCGCAGGUGCAGGUGCCCAGCCCGUCCGUCCACGUGCGAGAAGGCGAGCCGGCCAGUCUCAGCUGUAUGGUGGACAGCAACCCCAUAGCUACAGUCAAGUGGCGGAAGGUCGGAGGCAGUCUCCCGUCCCUGAAGAUUCCGAGGGAGCACGUUCUACAUCUUCCAAAGGUGUCCAAACAGGACAGUGGAAUGUACCAAUGUGAGGCCGAUAAUAGGGUUCCACCUCUUGGACUAGGCACUGUCAAUCUGCAAGUAUACUAUGGUCCGAUAAUGGACUCCACGAUGGAGGAGGAGGUGACGAUGCUGUACGGCCAGGAUGAUCAGUCUCUCCAGUGCAUCGCUGCCGGAAACCCCAAACCUCACAUCCGCUGGCGGCGGAAGGAUACAAGUCUGUACUGGGACAAUCCGCUCCGGUUCCACCGGGUGCGUUACGACGUGCAGGGCACGUAUCAAUGCGUGGCUGCCAGCGACGGUUUCCAGGAAGUCACCAAGGACGUUUUCAUCGACGUCGUGGGUAAACCAUCCAUUGGGAACGGUCCCACUACCAUUGCAGUGGCGGGUGGAGGUACCGCGAGACUUCACUGCGAGAUUCUCGGGGACCCGUUACCCGGCAGGGUGACUUGGUUCUGGCGGAACAACAAAGGACUGGAGAAUGUUGUCAUGGCGACAGACUACGGGUUAUCAAUCAUCGAGAAACCGACAAAAGACGGGACUUCCAGUACUCUCCUGGUGAAGGAUGUCGGGAUAUCUGCAGAAGGGACGUACAUCUGUCAGGCCUCCAACAUGUUCGGGGAGGCGCGGAGGGAGAUCCGGCUGGAGAUGACAGACACUCCAGGAUCUCUUGUUGUCAUCAGUGUCUCCAUAGCAACGGCUGUGCUGGGGAUUUUGGGAGCAGUUAUGGUCUGUGUAGCUGUGAAGAAAGGGUGGAUCUGUGGGAAACAGAAACACGACACAUCUACAGUGUCCUCUACACGCCCCGUCCCUCCUGUCGCGAAAAGACUGGGACAUGGCACGAACGACUCCGGUGUGGAGGACAAAGAACUCCUAAAUACAAACGUUCUAGUUAUGCUAGGAUAG